AUGGACGACAGCCCACAGUCGGAUUAUUACGCAACCGCGACGGACCUCGCCGCUUCUCAGCCAUCUGGAACGACGCCAUCUUCUCCCACGUCAUCCAUCGUCACCCCGCUACUCAUCUCCUUCGCCGGCGUCACGCUGACGCUCCUCGUCCUCCUCGCCUACCACUUCCUGAUCGUCAAGUUCUGCCUCCGCCGGCAGGGCGCCGGCGGUUGCGGUAAAAAGGGAGUUGACGGACGAGUCCUCAACGCGAUCCCGAUCCUGACGUACUCGAAGGAAGAUGAGAAAAAUAAUAACGGCGCCGCGACGACAACGGCGUCAGAUGACUGCGUGAUUUGCAUAGUGGAAUUGGAGGAAGGCGCGACGGUGCGGUUCCUGCCGAGCUGCGGCCACGUGUUCCACGCUGCCUGCGUUGACCACUGGUUCUCCGCUCACUCCAGCUGCCCAACGUGUCGCGCCCCGGUAGUACUCCCGCCGCCGACGCUGUCCGGUCGUCGUGAUGACGUCAUGAAACCUCGGGAUACUCGAAACGCCGCCGCCGGAGGUUGUGAUAGCCAUUAG
Linum tenue is the source of this 558-nucleotide messenger RNA. The record is from the annotation of a GenBank genome assembly. NCBI's taxonomy places the organism in Eukaryota, Viridiplantae, Streptophyta, Magnoliopsida, Malpighiales, Linaceae.